CGGCCCCGCGGCGGCGGCGGCGCGUCACGCUCUCCCCCGCCCCGAGCCGACGAGCCGGGAGGCGGGAGGCGGCAGCAGUGCUGCUGCUGCUGCUUCUGCUGCUGCUGCAGUGAGGCAGGUGGCGGCGACUGGCGGCGACCGAGGCGGCGGCCGGCGGUCAGUUGCAGUGCGUGGCCCGAAAGAGCUGGAUUUAGCCCCCAGACUGACUUCACUAUAGAAACACCCACAGUUGUACCAAUGGUUGGGAGAAGAUAGUGACAACAGGGAAAGGCAAAGCCACUCUGCACUCUACGGACAAUGAGCACGCUGAAGCCAAGCGGGCUGAAGGUCCCCACCAAGAUCCUGAAGCCAGGAAGCACAGCCUUGAGGCCACCUGCUGCUGUUGCAGCUCCAGUAGAAAAAACAAUAUCCAGUGAAAAAGCAUCAAGCGCUCCAACCUCUGAGACACAAGAGGAGAUUGUGGAUGACUUUCGAGUUGGGGAGCGAGUUUGGGUGAACGGAAAUAAGCCUGGAUUUAUCCAGUUUCUGGGAGAAACCCAGUUUGCACCAGGCCAGUGGGCUGGAAUUGUUUUAGAUGAACCCAUAGGAAAGAAUGAUGGGUCAGUGGCAGGAGUUCGGUAUUUCCAAUGUGAACCUUUAAAGGGCAUAUUCACCCGACCUUCAAAGUUGGCGAGGAAGGUGCAGGCUGAAGAUGAAGCUAACGGCCUGCAGACGACUCCCGCUUCCAGAGCGACUUCGCCUCUGUCCCCUUCUGCAGCCAGCAUGGCGGCGUCCUCCCCAGCCAUCCCCUCAACUGUUCCUCAGAAAUCGUCCCAGCCACCAGCCAAGGAAGCUUCAGCUACGCCGCCGAUCAGCAACCUUACAAAAACUGCCAGUGAAUCCAUCUCCAACCUUUCAGAGGCUGGCUCCAUCAAGAAAGGAGAAAGAGAGCUCAAACUUGGAGACCGAGUAUUGGUUGGUGGCACUAAGGCUGGUGUCGUCCGGUUUCUCGGGGAGACAGACUUUGCCAAGGGGGAAUGGUGUGGUGUGGAGUUAGAUGAACCGCUCGGGAAGAAUGAUGGGGCUGUUGCUGGAACAAGGUAUUUUCAGUGUCAACCCAAAUACGGCCUGUUUGCUCCUGUCCACAAAGUGACCAAGAUUGGCUUCCCGUCCACUACGCCAGCCAAAGCCAAGGCCGCUGCUGUGCGGCGAGUGAUGGCGACCACGCCCGCCAGCCUGAAGCGCAGCCCUUCUGCCUCCUCCCUCAGCUCCAUGAGCUCGGUGGCCUCGUCCGUGAGCAGCAAGCCCAGUCGGACAGGAUUAUUGACCGAAACCUCCUCCCGUUAUGCCAGGAAGAUCUCCGGGACCACUGCCCUCCAGGAGGCCCUGAAGGAGAAGCAGCAGCACAUUGAGCAGCUGCUGGCUGAACGGGACCUAGAGAGGGCAGAGGUGGCCAAGGCCACGAGCCACGUGGGGGAAAUAGAGCAGGAGCUAGCUCUGGCCCGGGACGGACACGACCAGCAUGUCCUGGAGUUGGAGGCCAAGAUGGACCAGCUGCGAACAAUGGUGGAAGCUGCUGACAGGGAGAAGGUGGAGCUUCUCAACCAACUUGAAGAAGAGAAAAGGAAGGUUGAGGACCUUCAGUUCCGGGUUGAGGAAGAAUCAAUUACUAAAGGAGAUCUUGAGCAAAAGAGCCAGAUUUCUGAAGAUCCUGAGAAUACGCAGACCAAACUGGAGCAUGCCCGCAUUAAGGAGCUUGAACAGAGCCUGCUCUUUGAAAAGACCAAAGCUGACAAACUCCAGAGGGAGUUAGAAGACACUAGGGUUGCUACAGUAUCAGAAAAGUCUCGUAUAAUGGAACUAGAAAAAGACCUAGCGUUGAGAGUACAGGAAGUAGCUGAGCUGCGAAGAAGGCUAGAGUCCAAUAAGCCUGCUGGGGAUGUUGAUAUGUCACUAUCCCUUUUGCAAGAGAUCAGCUCUUUGCAAGAAAAGUUAGAAGCCACCCGCACUGACCACCAGAGGGAAGUCGCUUCUCUGAAGGAGCAUUUUGGAGCCCGAGAAGAAACACAUCAGAAGGAGAUGAAGGCUCUUCAGGCUGCCACAGAGAAGCUUUCCAAAGAGAACGAGUCCCUGAAAAGCAAGCUGGAUCAUGCCAAUAAGGAGAACUCGGAUGUGAUCGCUCUGUGGAAGUCCAAGCUGGAGACGGCCAUCGGGUCCCAACAGCAGGCAAUGGAGGAGCUGAAGGUGUCCUUCAGCAAGGGCGUUGGGAUGGAGACAGCAGAACUGGCCGAGCUGAAGACUCAAAUCGAGAAAAUGAGACUGGAUUACCAGCACGAAAUAGAGAAUCUGCAGAAUAAACAAGACUCGGAACGGUCGGCUCAUGCCCAAGAGAUAGAAGCCGUCAGGGCUAAGCUAAUGAAGGUCGUUAAAGAGAAAGAGAACAGUCUGGAAGCCAUCAAAUCAAAACUGGACAAAGCAGAAGACCAGCAUCUAGUAGAAAUGGAGGACACCUUAAACAAAUUACAGGAAGCUGAAAUAAAGGUAAAGGAGCUAGAUGUAUUACAAGCCAAAUGCAAUGAACAAACCAAGGUUAUUGAUAAUUUUACAUCACAGCUCAAGGCUGCCGAGGAAAAGCUCUUGGAUCUUGAUGCACUUCAGAAAGCCAGUUCCGAAGGUAAAUCGGAAAUCGAGAAACUUAGACAGCAGCUUGAGGCAGCCGAGAAACAGAUUAAAAAUUUAGAGAUUGAAAAGAAUGCUGAAAGUGGCAAGGCUAGUAGCAUUACCAAAGAGCUGCAGGGAAAAGAGCUAACGCUUAAUAACCUUCAGGAAAACUUGAGUGAAGUCAGUCGGGUGAAAGAGGCUUUGGAAAAAGAACUUCAGAUUUUGAAAGAAAAGUUCGCUGACGCUUCAGAGGAAGCGGUCUCUGUCCAGAGAAGUAUGCAAGAAACUGUAAAUAAAUUACACCAAAAAGAGGAGCAGUUUAAUGUGCUGUCUUCUGAAUUGGAGAAGUUGAGAGGAAAUUUAACAGAGAUGGAGGCAAAAUUCAGAGAGAGAGGUGAAAGAGAAGAGCAAUUGAUAAAGGCGAAAGAAAAACUGGAAAAUGACAUUGCAGAAAUAAUGAAGAUGUCAGGAGAUAAUUCUUCUCAGCUGACAAAAAUGAAUGAUGAGUUACGUCUGAGAGAAAGAAAUGUAGAAGAAUUACAGCUAAAACUUACAAAGGCUAAUGAAAAUGUAAGUUUUAUGCAGAGAAGUAUUGGGGAAGUAACUCUCAAAGCUGAACAGAGCCAGCAAGAAGCAGCUAAAAAGCAUGAGGAAGAAAAGAAAGAAUUGCUGGAAAAAUUGUUGAACCUGGAAAAGAAGGUAGAAAUGAGCCACAACCAGUGUCAAGAUCUGAAAGCCAGGCAUGAAGAAGUGAGUUCUGAGACAAAGGCAAAGCACGAGGAAGUCCUGCGGAACCUACAGACGAAGCUCUUGGACUCCGAGGAGAGGCUGAACGCUGCGCGAAAGGAGAACAGUGACUUGUUGCAGGAGAUGGUGGAACUGAAAAAACAAGCUGACAAAGCCAAAGCUGCUCAAACAGCAGAAGAUGCCAUGCAGAUAAUGGAACAGAUGACCAAAGAGAAGACCGAAACUCUGGCCUCCUUGGAGGAUACCAAGCAAACAAAUGAAAAACUACAGAAUGAAUUGGAUACACUUAAAGAAAACAACUUGAAAAAUGUGGAAGAGCUGAACAAAUCAAAAGAGCUUCUGACUGUAGAGAAUCAAAAAAUGGAAGAAUUCAGGAAAGAAAUAGAAACCCUAAAGCAGGCAGCCGCUCAGAAGUCCCAGCAGCUUUCAGCAUUGCAAGAGGAGAACGUGAAACUUGCCGAGGAGCUGGGGAGAAGCAGGGACGAAGUCACGAGUCAUCAAAAGAGCCAGAAAGGACUCAGAAGGAGGCAUCUCGGGGCCUGGGCAGAGGUUUGCAGGGCUCCGCUCCAUCCUCCAGCUCGUGCUCGUUUGCAUCUUGGGAUUUGAAUUGCCUUCCCUUUGAAAAGGUUCUGUGACUGAAAAUCUGAAACUCAGUGACUUUGAAGGGUGUUAGAAAACAGCGCCUGCAAGGAACAACUAAGAAAACCACUUCUCUUUGAAGAAUGGGGUUGUUAUGCCCUUCGCAGUUUUCUGUGUUUUACUCAGGAGAGGAAGACAAGUGGGUUUGGACUAAAGCAUAAUAGGCUUCGAUGCUAGAGAUCGUUAACAAUGAUAUUAAUUACCAGGAAAGAUUACAGAUUAUUCUUCCCUUGAGACGUAUGUGUAUACAUAUGAUUUCAAAAAAGUAGAGAGAAGCACCCAUUUAAAAUACCUUAGAAGCAACCAUAGUCUAAAGAAGACUGAUUAAUUCAUUGGCUUCCUUGGUCUUCUUGUAUAAUCUCCAGGGCUCCAGAGUACUGCUUACUUAGGUGAAAUUACGAAUUUUCACUUGGUUACUUUCUAUAGUCGAGCCAACCUAUUGAUCAGCUACAUUCAGAAAUAUACUACAGAGUCAGUGUUGGGCAGAAGUCCUAUUUUUUUAAAAAAGAAAGACUUUUAAUUAUAGUACUAUAGAAAUAUUUAGAGUUUGGUUCUAAAAAUUAGUACAGCGAAGCCGAGAUUGACGUGGGCUAGAUGGAUACGGACCUAGGACCUGAGUUCUCUCCUGACUCCCUGUUUCGUAGCGCCUAAAUUCAUUGAGCGUUUUGUGAGCUGAUUGCCAUGCUAGGUUUCACAGAAUUAUCACAACAUACCCUUGAGGUAGUAAGGUUGCUUUGUAGACGAGGAAGCUGAGGCUCACAAGUUGAAGUAACUUGCACAGGACACACAGCUAGGCAGUGGAGGAGCCGGAUCUGAACUCGUGUCUGACCAUCUCAGAAGCCUGUUCCCCCGCUUCUCCCCAGCACCGAGACUAAAGCAUAUUUCUACUUACUUCAUGGUUACUGUUAACACAAAGUACCAGUGAGCCCGUCUGGGGUAGGUGGGCUCAAAUGGUGCUGUAAAAUGCACUCUCAUUUCUAACGGUAGAUACUUUUUCUGCCUCAAAUAUUUGUUUUGCUUAGAAAACCCAAGACAUCCCAGAAUCUGUUCGGCAUCUUAAGACUCUCACUGGGAUUAUUGGCCAAAGAUUUUGACUUCCUGAGGCGGUUCCUUCAUGAUGAGGGCUGUUUGAUUUCCUGCCUGUCAUUUGGAAGUGAAGCUAUUGGUUGAAAUAAAUGAAUCCCUGCCUCCCUGGGAUGGUGGUUUUGGAGACCAUUCUCUCUUUGUAUCCCCUUAAAAAGGUGAUGUAGGAAAUUCUGAAGUUAAGACCGGGUGCUCGAAGGUGGAGAGUGAAGACAGUGUCCAGUUUUCCUUAGAAACCUUCAUUGACUUGACUGACAAGCCGGCACCCAGGGCCCCUGUGAAGAAGUAGUUUAACAAUGGAAAGGCUCACCUGUUUGCUUCUAGUCGUCUAGGAGGGAGCUGCCAAAGCCAGAAACAGAGCCCGCGGGGGUGCCCGCUUUGUUGUCUGCUCUCCCCAUCAGGCAGUCUCCCUUCCAAUGAAAACGGUUUAAAUUGCCUUUCCCAAGUGGGAUCUUUCAUUUUACGGGGGGAGAGGAGCGACAACCAGGAUCAGUUAGGAUUGUGGGGGGCGCAGGGCUUGAUUUACCUGGCAUCAGCAGUAACAGAAAUCUUUAUAAAUGUCUCAUGGAGUGCCUCGUCUUUUAAGAGAAUAGAUUAGAUUGAACAAUAUGAAAUUGCUGCUGUUCCGCAAUGUCAUAUGGUUCCACUGAAUAGUUAACAUAAUUUCUUGUUUUUUGAUGACUGACUAUUAUGAAGAUUGUUGUUAUAACUGCUAUUGACUAUUCACUCACAUUGUUUCCUGCCUGAUGGCCUGACUUGUUUACUGCUGCUUCACAUUGCUUGUGUGUGUGUUAAAAUAUUAAUAUACACAACAUAAAAUUGACUGUUUUAACCAUUUUUAGUGUACUGUUUAGUGGCGUUUGGUACAUUCGCAAUGUUGUGCAGACAUCUCCUCAGUCUAGUUCCAGAAUGUCUGCAUCACCCCGCAAGGAAACCCCUUUCUCCCUCCUCCCAGCCCCUGACAACCACUGGUCUAUGUUUUGUCUAUUCUGGACAUUUUAUAUCAAUGGGAUCAUAUAACAUGUGUCCAUCUGUGUCUGGCUGCUCUCACUCAGUGUCAAGUUUUCAAGGUUCAUCCAUGUUGUAGCGUGUCGGUGCUUCGUUCCUGUUCAUGGCUGAGUAGUGUUUUAUCGAGUGGAUAGACAGCAUUUGCUUAUCCAUUUGCUCCAGGCGAUUUAUGUCUCCUUUCUCCAUCCACACUGUCCCGUGUCCCUCCUGCUGUCUGCAUUCCUGCCUGUAGCCAGACUGCUAACUGCCCGUUGGCUCUCCUGUGGGUUGGGAAAUCCUUCUCAUUUCCCUGAAAGCAGCUCUAAAUCUUCCCACAUUGUCCACACUUACAGCCCCAACUUGUCCUUACCUUUACUUCCCAACUUUUAAACAGAGCAUUGUGUUUUCUGCCUCUACCGUUCCCCUCCCGUUUCCUUCCCAGCCCUCUGCAGUCUGCUGCUUGCCACCCCCAGCGCACCACCGAUGUGACUUGCGCUUGAGUCCCCGCUUACCUAAUGAAGGCACAGACGCGCGGCUUCCUUCCUUCUCCGGAGCCUUUGGCGCCACCCCCCUCACCCCUGGCUUUUUUCCACCUGUGACUUGUGCCACACCGUUGGCUCUUGCUUCUCUGCUCCUCCUGCCACACCUGGCCACCUCCUCUCGCGUGCCUGUUCUUACACCUCUUCUCCCUUCCCCGUUGGGUGAACUUCUCUUCAUUUGUAGAGGCCCACCCUAAAUGUCAUCACCUCUCAGAGGUAUCUGCUUCCUUCUUUGUGUUCAGUAGCAGUCGUCACCGUUCUCUAUUUGUAACACUUAGAGCAAUGUAUUGUGGUUGUUUCUUAUGUUUCUCUUCCCACACAGGCUAUGACAUAGUAGGAAUCAGAGAGAUUAUAUGUUAGGUAGGAAUGAAUGAAUGAAUGAUGUGAGUAUCCAGUUUUCAGCCAGGGCCUCGGGUCCUGUUUUACAGUAUAAGGUGUAGCGAGUUCGUGACUGCUCUUUCAACUUCCUUAUGUGACUCUGGUUACUUCCACUUUACAGCUUUGUGGCAGAGAGUUGUGACUCUCAAAGCCUGAUCACAAAAUGAGCGUGGCAUUUGCAGUGCGUGGAUGGUAGAAGCGUACUGUGCGCAUUCAGGCGGGGUCUCAUAGCUUCAAGAUGAAUGGAAACCACACAGAGCAUUAUUUCUUUUCAUAGAGAAUGCUAGAAUACUAAAGAUAAUCAAAUUGAUGCGAGUUCUUCUAUUCACAUAGUCAUCUGUGGAAGUCACUUUUGAGAUGUCUGAUUUAUCAUCCCCAAACCUCACAUGUAUUCCCCUUUGUAAGGACUGCAAAUACACUCAGCUGUCACUAUGGGAACAGUGCUGGUUCUCCCCCUAGUUAUUUUCAAAAUGAGGUUACAGUUUGCCUGUGGAAACUGGACAUUGAUUAGAUGACUCAAUAACUGUAUUUCAUCAACAGUUUUUCCCGACAGAGCUUAUAGCAGAUGUAGUCUACAAAAGACUGGGGUUAUCAUCUAAAUUGAUCCAUGAAUAAUUGCCUGCCUUUUAAAUGAGCCUGAAUUCCCAGACAUGAAUAUUUAGAAAGGGAAUGCUAUUUUUAGCUUGUCAUGUUUUAUUUUGGAAAAGUGAUCAUCAGCCAUCAUAAUUUUAAUCCGGGCCCAGGGGGCUUCCGGGUAAGUAGGGCUGAAUGAAGCUGAAUCACAGACUCGCCCCCUCUCAGUCCCUAAUGAAGUGAGCACACUGUUUUGAUUAUUAAAAAAUGUCUGCAGGAAAAUCCAGCAAAGCCCAUCAACUUCAUGCUGUAAAUGUUGACAUUGACAAUGAAGAAAAGAAACAGGAAUUGUGGUUUGACUGUUAGACAUUGUGUUCACAGUGGUAAGAGAAAGGAAAACAAAUAGCAAAAUCCUUAGAAUUUUCAUUCUAAUUCUCCCCAUCCUCAUGCCCAGUGCAGUUUCGAGAAAAUUAGCCUGGGGAAAAGUCAAGGAGAAAUCUUUGAGGCUUAAAGCCCCUUCUACACCUCAGGAUUCUACCAGAGGCAGGAAAAACCGCUAGCUGUCAUUUUCCAGUCUAGCCUUAAGUUCAUGGGAGUGGGUGGGCUUUUUUCUCAAAUGAUCCUAAGUCCACAGGAAGGCAGUCCCGGGUGGGUUCAGCCUCUCAGUAAUGUCCUCAUGGAAGCUGGCGUUUCUUUCUGCUCUUCUGCUGUCCUUGGCAUUGGCUUUCAUUCUCUCCAUCACCAUGGCUGCUGUUGUACCUCCAAGCACUGCAGACCUUCCCAGGAGGAAGCAGGGAAGGGACAAGGUGAGGAAAGGCAGAGGGCUUCCCCGUCACAGGGCCUUUCUUUUAAUUAGGAGAGGAAAGUUCAGAUCUCUCUAACAGUGUCACAGGUAGGCAGUCCUCCAGCCAUACACGAGACUGCCCUUUCCUGUCUCUAGGGAGGGGAGGUAACAAAGGAAGUGAGAGUAGGUGUUGAAAUAUCUGCCUGGGGCUGAAGCCUGAGGACACGCUCCUGCAGGAAUAGGAUCGCCUCUGUUCAGAUGCGCUGAAUGAGAUACAGGACAGUAAAAGACAAAGCUCCGAAAAGCACUUGCCCCAAGGGCCCUGUGGCUGCAGCAGUGUACAGACCACAGUGCCCAGCCUUUCACCUGUAGCUUGGAGAUGAAGAUUAAAGGUCUCAGAUAAAGGGGGGAGGGCAUCAGGAAAGAUGCAUUUACGUUACAUGUGAGUGAAUGGAAGGUGUAGGUAGAGCUGCCCAUAGUAAGAUGAACAGUUGAAUACACAUUGUACCAAAAGAGGAAAAAAAGAAAAGAAAGGAACACAGGAAUCCAAAGAGAGAUGAGGAUUUCAGGCCAUGAGAAAACAUGAUGCAAAGUAAAAUACUGCUUUAUGGUAUAUAAAAACUUAAGUGAUUUAAAUAAAACAGCUGUUCAGAGAGGAGAACGAAGUGACACAAAUUGAACAGAGAGUUAAGGAAAAAAAUUGAAGACCAAAACCACACUAUAUCAGAACUAGGAAACAAAGGAACCAAAAGGAACCUUACGAACAUUUCUAAAAAUAUAAAGGAAAGGCUUGAGCUAAUCAUAAUAAAUAAAGAGGAAAACAGUCAAAGAUAUUAAAGAAUUAAUAGAAAGAUAACUAUGGAGGACAAAGAUAAUCCAAAUGAGUAUAAUUAGCAUCCUUGAAGUAAAGAACUCAACAAAUGCAAUAGAAGAAAGUAUUAGGAGAUAGAAAGAAAUUUCCCCCCAAGUGAAGGAAGAACUGAAUCUGCAGAUAGGAAGGACACAGUGGGUUGUGUAGAGACCCAGGAAGGGAACCCACGGGGGGAAAUUAGUCCAAAGUAAAUGACACCAAAAAAUACCCUGAUUACUAUUGAACUUCAAGGAGGUGCUUGGGCAGAAAAAGCAGAUUCCUUAUAAAAAGGUAAAAAACCAACAUACUGCAGCCACAUUCAAUGUCAGAAAACUGUGGUGCACUCUUUCCAAAGUUCUGAGGGACAGAAAACAUGAAGAAGAGCAUUGUAUCCAGGCAAUUAUUACUCAGGUAAGAAGGUAGGCAGAGGUUCUCAAACAUGAAACAACUUAGAAGCUGUAGCUUCCUGAGUCCUUCCAGAAACGACUUCAUAAAACCUGGCCAAUCAAAAUACAGGACUUAACUAAAGAGAAACUGGUAAAAGGACUGGUGGUGAGAAUUAAAUCCAAGUAGACAAACAGCUAUGCUAACAGUUUAGGGAAUUACAGAUACGGAGUAGAAUUGUGUUUUUAACUUUUUAUUUGGAGAUCACUUCAAACUUUGCAAAAGUAAAAAUAGAACAGAGCGCUCAUAUACUCCAAGGACUUGUUUUUACCUAGCCGUAGUGCAGUUAUCACACUCGGGAAGUUUAACACUGUUACGUACAGACCGUAUUCCUAUUGAGGCAGUGGUCCCAGUUUCAUCCUUUGUAGCUUUUAUUCCCCCUUCAUCCAGAUCCAAUCCAGGAUCACGCAUCUCACUCACUGAGUUGUCAUGUCUUUUUAGUCUUCUUUACUUGGAACGUUUCCUCUGCCUUUCUCUGUCUUUUAUGACUUGACUUUUGGAAAAAAACAGGCCAGUCAUGUUGUAUAAAAUCUUCAUUUUGUUUGUCUGAUGUUUCAGGAUGAUGGCAUUCAGGCUCUGCAUUUUUAGCAGGAAAAUUAUAUAUAAGUCAGCUGGAUCCUGCCAGGAGGCACGGGUUGUGGCUUGAUGUUCAUUUUGAUCAUUCAGUGAAUGUAAGUCUAAAACACCUGCAAGGUGGAAAGAAAAAAGAGACAAAAUCUAA
Hipposideros armiger (great roundleaf bat) is the source of this 10385-nucleotide messenger RNA. RefSeq names its product CAP-Gly domain containing linker protein 1 (gene CLIP1). Gene Ontology annotation, cellular component: cell cortex; microtubule plus-end; nucleus. The coding region runs from base 298 to 3993 and encodes 1231 amino acids. Gene Ontology annotation, biological process: cytoplasmic microtubule organization; positive regulation of microtubule polymerization. The transcript is spliced from 22 exons. NCBI's taxonomy places the organism in Eukaryota, Metazoa, Chordata, Mammalia, Chiroptera, Hipposideridae. Gene Ontology annotation, molecular function: microtubule plus-end binding. The record is from RefSeq and is a predicted model, not a curated record.